AAGUGGGCUUACACGCCAUCUUCCAGAAUUUUACUUUUUCAAGUUUUUCCUUUGGUACGUUAAAAUAUUGGAUGGAAAAUGAAUUGAUUUCGAUAUAAAGGUUAUGUCUUUUCGUGAUCGGUUGCUUCAUUCUUUAUCUGUUUGGAGGAUUGCGAGAAACCAAAGGAAGGAAGCCCAAUCCUUCCCAAAUCAGGAAACUGCUUUUGCCUUUUAGCCUUCCUUGAUUUGUGCUUUCUCCGCAAAUCUAUCUAUUAUCCAUUUCUCUCCAAGACUAAUGGAAGGCACCAAAGCAUCUAAUGGACGUCUUGAUUUUGGGAAGAUGGGAUAUGGAUGCGAGCAUUACAGGAGAAGAUGCAAGAUUCGAGCUCCAUGCUGCAACGAUGUCUUCCCUUGUCGCCAUUGUCACAACGAGGCCGCGAGCAUGUUGAAGAACCCCUAUGAACGGCACGAGCUCAAUCGGUACGAUGUCAAGCAAGUAAUAUGUUCUGUUUGUGACACGGAGCAGCCGGUUGCUCAAGUUUGCACGAACUGUGGGGUCAAUAUGGGGGAAUACUUUUGUGGAGUCUGCAAAUUCUACGAUGAUGAUACAGAGAAAGGGCAGUUCCAUUGUGAUGAUUGUGGGAUCUGUAGAGUUGGUGGCCUUGAGAAUUAUUUUCACUGCAAUAAGUGUGGUACUUGCUAUUCAAUUAGCCUGCGUGGUAAUCAUUCAUGUGUGGAGAACUCCAUGCACCAUCACUGCCCAAUAUGUUAUGAGUACUUAUUUGACUCGCUAAAGGACACCACAGUUAUGAAAUGUGGGCACACGAUGCAUUUUGAAUGUUACUGUGAGAUGAUAAAGCGUGAUAAAUAUUGUUGUCCCAUAUGCUCCAAAUCAGUGGUUGACAUGUCCAAAACCUGGAAGAUAAUAGAUGAGGAGAUAGAAGUAACCAUCAUGCCUGAGGAUUAUCGCUACAAGAAGGUUUGGAUCCUCUGUAAUGACUGCAACGACACAACGCAAGUAUACUUUCACAUAAUUGGGCAGAAAUGCAGCCACUGCAAAUCAUACAAUACCCGCACAAUUGCACCUCCUGUUCUUCCUCAAUGACCGAGUUAUGGUUCUGGGAAAAUAUCCAGCCAUGUAAGAGCAUUGAAAGCUCGCAUCCUGACCAUAAAACAAAUGCACACUUAAUUGCAGCUCAAGAAUUUUCAAAGAUUAUUGCUUGUUGGACGGAAUUCAGUACCAUUACCAUAUGAUUCGACUGUAGCAUUUUCUAUCAUGCCUCGGAAAGUUUUCCACGGGCUAUUCUUGCAAGUUAUAGAAUUAAAAUCCUGCUAUUUUUAAGUCUCUGGAUCGAUGUAAUCAUUACAUAUACAGCAAUCCAUUUACAGGAAUGUUGUUUCAUUGCCAUGAAUUCUUAUUGAUCGUUUUGAUUAAUUGGUGAGCUGAUUUUUAACUUUUCA
Molecule: messenger RNA, 1440 nt
Organism: Manihot esculenta (cassava)
Lineage: Eukaryota; Viridiplantae; Streptophyta; Magnoliopsida; Malpighiales; Euphorbiaceae
Product: E3 ubiquitin-protein ligase MIEL1
Exons: 12
Coding region: 275-1084 (269 amino acids)
Biological process (GO): protein ubiquitination; ubiquitin-dependent protein catabolic process
Cellular component (GO): nucleus
Molecular function (GO): zinc ion binding; ubiquitin protein ligase activity
Source: RefSeq, a predicted model, not a curated record